This is a messenger RNA of Girardinichthys multiradiatus, 5857 nucleotides long. RefSeq names its product glutamyl-prolyl-tRNA synthetase 1 (gene eprs1). The coding region runs from base 112 to 5142 and encodes 1676 amino acids. NCBI's taxonomy places the organism in Eukaryota, Metazoa, Chordata, Actinopteri, Cyprinodontiformes, Goodeidae. The record is from RefSeq and is a predicted model, not a curated record. Gene Ontology annotation, biological process: glutamyl-tRNA aminoacylation; translation; prolyl-tRNA aminoacylation. The transcript has 36 exons. Gene Ontology annotation, molecular function: ATP binding; glutamate-tRNA ligase activity; proline-tRNA ligase activity. Gene Ontology annotation, cellular component: aminoacyl-tRNA synthetase multienzyme complex; cytoplasm.
CCGGGCUGUAGAGGCUGGUGUGGCGUGUGGAGAGAAGCUCCUUCACUUCUCUGGUUUCUGAUAAUCUAGUGUGAAGACUCUACAGGCUGUGCACAGGAAGCAUCCGGCAGUAUGGCGUUAAAGCUGACCAUUAACACCAACAACCCGCCGCUAGGAGCGCUGUUAGCUGCAGAGCAUGUGAAGAACACUGUGCAGGUGUCGGUGGAGGAAGGCAAAGACAACAGCCUUCACAUCUCAGACCUGAUCCAGUUUAACGAUGGAAACUCCAUCAGCCGCUACCUGGCCCGGGUGGCUCCUGCUCUGGGCCUCUACGGAGCCAAUAUGAUGGAGCAGACGGAGGUGGACCAUUGGCUGGAGUUCAGCGCUCGUCGUCUGUGUAAUCAGCCCGAUCUGACAAUGGCACUGGGUGUCCUGGACAAGACCCUCUCUUUGCGGACCUUCCUGGUUGGACAUGCCCUCACCCUGGCUGACCUGUCUGUGUGGGCUGCCCUGAAAGAUCAGAGUGAUUGGCCAAGCCAGGGCAGAUCUUUUCCUCAUGUCAGCCGCUGGUUCUUCUUCCUGAACUCACAGGUUCCGUUCUCUGCCGUGGGCAACAACUACAGCAUUAAGAAAUCUGCAAAGAACAAUUCCAGCUCAGGUGACAAGAAGCAGGAUGUUGGGAAGUUUGUGGAUUUGCCUGGAGCUGAGAUGGGCAAGGUGGUUGUUCGAUUCCCUCCUGAGGCCAGCGGAUAUCUGCACAUUGGCCACGCCAAGGCUGCCCUGCUAAACCAGCACUACCAGGUGACAUUUAAAGGCAAGCUCAUCAUGCGCUUUGAUGACACCAACCCUGAGAAGGAGAAGGAGGACUUUGAGAAGGUCAUUCUGGAAGAUGUCGCCAUGCUCCAGAUCCAUCCAGAUCAGUUCACCUACACCAGUGACCAUUUUCCUAUCAUCAUGCGAAUGGCAGAGAAGCUUCUUGCUGAGGGCAAAGCCUACAUCGAUGACACCCCUCCUGAGCAGAUGAAGCAGGAGAGAGAGCAGCGCACUGAGUCCAGAUGUAGAAAUAAUUCUGUGGAGCAGAACAUGAAGAUGUGGGCCGAGAUGAAAGCCGGGACUGCGUUUGGUCAGACCUGCUGCAUGAGAGCCAAGAUCGACAUGAGCUCCAACAAUGGCUGCAUGAGAGACCCCACCCUAUACCGUUGCAAGAACGCCCCCCACCCUCGCACCGGAGCAACCUACAAAGUCUACCCAACAUACGACUUUGCCUGCCCCAUUGUGGACAGUCUGGAGGGGGUUACUCAUGCUCUUAGGACUACAGAGUACCACGAUCGUGACGAGCAAUUCUACUGGCUAAUCGAAGCUCUUGACAUCAGAAAACCUUACAUCUGGGAAUACUCCAGACUCAACCUCAACAACACAGUGCUGUCAAAACGGAAACUCACCUGGUUUGUCGACCAGGGAUAUGUGGAUGGGUGGGAUGAUCCCCGCUUCCCUACUGUGAGAGGAGUGUUGAGGAGAGGAAUGACUGUGGAGGGUUUGAAACAGUUUAUAGCAGCACAGGGUGGAUCGAGGUCAGUGGUGAACAUGGAGUGGGACAAGAUCUGGGCCUUCAAUAAGAAGCUGCCCGUUAGCUGUCUGAAGGUCAUUGAUCCUAUAGCUCCCAGGUACACAGCUCUGUCCAGCUCCUAUGUGGUUCCGGUUUCAGUCCCAGGGGCAACGGAGGAGAUGAAGGAGGUGGCCAAGCAUCCCAAGAACAUGGAGGUCGGCAUGAAGGGCGUUUGGUACGGACCUCGAGUUCUGGUUGAAGGAGCCGAUGCAGAGACCUUUACAGAAGGAGAGACGGUCACUUUCAUCAACUGGGGCAACCUUGUUAUCACUAAGAUCAACAAAGGGGCUGACGGUAAGGUUGUGUCCAUGGAGGCUCACCUGAACCUGGACAACAAAGACUUCAAGAAGACAACGAAGAUCACGUGGCUGGCUGAAACCAACAGCGCCCCUCUGCUGCCCACCAUCUGCAUCAACUACCAGCCGCUCAUCACUAAAGCUGUCAUCAUCAAAGAUGAUGAUUUCAAAGAGUACAUAAAUAAAAACAGCAAGUUGGAGGAGAAGAUGCUUGGCGAUCCAUGUCUGAAGAGCCUGAAGAAAGGGGACAUCAUCCAGCUUCAGAGGCGGGGCUUCUACAUCUGCGACCAGCCCUACGAGCCAGUCAGUCCCAACAGCUGCAAGGAGAGUCCUUGUGUUCUGCUCUACGUUCCCGAUGGCCACACCAAGGAGAUGCCCACUGCUGGAUCCAAGGAUAAAAGCAAGAGCCAGGCCUCCAGCAAUACACAUGCUAAGGUUACCAGCGCUCCUUCAACCCCUGUCUCGGCUCCUACACCGACUCCUGCCUCAGCCUCAGCAGCUGACCUGUUCUCAAGUAUUGUAGCACAGGGUGAAGUUGUCCGCAACCUAAAGGCUGCCAAGGCCCCGAAAGAGGAAGUCGAUAAGGCCGUGCAGCAGCUGCUUUCUCUGAAGGCUGACUUUAAACAGCAGACAGGUGUAGACUACAAACCAGGCAUGGCUCCACCCUCAUCCGCACCAACCACAACGGCGGCAUCUGCCUCAGCAGCACCUACACCAGAGCCCUCGUCUUGUCCUUACACCCGGGUUUCCCAGCAGGGGGAGCUGGUCAGGAAACUGAAGGCAGAGAAGGCUCCUAAGGACCAGAUCGAUGCUGCAGUGAAGCAGCUCCUCGCUCUCAAGGCAGAGUUUAAAAAGAUCACUGGUGAGGAUUACAAACCGGGGAUGGGCACACCCUCUUCCUCGGCUGCAGCCACUGCGACCUCUUCCUCCUCCUCUUCUUCUUCUUCUUCUUCUUCUUCUUCUCCUGGUCUGUAUGAGCGUGUCGCACUUCAGGGGGAGGUUGUGAGGAAACUGAAGUCUGAAAAAGCCCCCAAGGACAGGAUUGAUGCAGCUGUUAAACAGCUUCUUACCCUGAAAGAAGAGUACAAACAGGCCACAGGGCAGGACUACAAGCCAGGAGCAGCCCCUGCCCUAAAGACCACCACCCCAUACCAGAACAGUGCUAGCCCCGUUUCCGCUGCCACUAGUACCCUCUAUGAGAUGGUAGCUGAACAAGGAGAGGUGGUCAGGAAGCUGAAGGCUGAAAAAGCCCCUAAAGAUCAGGUCGACGGGGCGGUGAAACAGCUUCUGGUUCUAAAGGAACAGUAUAAACAGCAGACUGGACAGGAAUACAAGCCAGGCUCACAAUCCUCAGCUAGCCCUGCUCAGACCCAGGCCAGUACUGCCUCCACCCAAACCAGCACCUCAGCCCUGGCUCAGCAACUCUUCUCACAGGUGGCCCAGCAGGGAGAGCUGGUGAGGAAACUGAAGACUGAGAAGGCUGCUAAGGAGCAGGUGGAUGAAGCUGUGAAGACUCUACUGGACCUGAAGAGCAAGUACAAGUCUCUCACUGGAGAGGACUACAAACCAGUAACUGCUGCUGGAGCCACUGGAGGAGAGGACAAGAACCGCAAGGAGAGGGAGAACAAGUCUGAGAAACAGGGGGGAGGAGGUGGUGGAGGAGGGAAAAAGGGGAAAGGAGACAAGGGAGGUCAAGGAAAGGAGUCAUUUGGAGGUGCAGGAGGCACAGGAGAGGGACAAGGCCCCAAGAAACAGACACGGUUGGGUCUAGAGGUCAAGAAAGAGGAGAACCUUGCUGAGUGGUACUCUCAGGUCAUCACUAAAGCAGAGAUGAUCGAGUACUAUGAUGUGAGCGGCUGCUAUGUGCUGCGGCCGUGGUCCUACUCCAUCUGGGAGGCAAUAAAAGACUUCUUUGACAGGGAAAUUAGAAAACUGGGUGUGGAGAACUGCUACUUCCCCAUGUUUGUUUCCCAAGCUGCACUGGAGAAGGAAAAGUCCCAUAUUGCAGAUUUUGCUCCUGAGGUUGCCUGGGUAACCCGUUCAGGAAAGACUGAGCUGUCUGAGCCCAUCGCUGUCAGACCCACCAGUGAGACAGUGAUGUAUCCGGCUUACGCCAAAUGGGUCCAGUCCCACAGAGAUCUGCCAAUCAAACUCAACCAGUGGUGCAACGUUGUGAGAUGGGAGUUCAAACACCCCCAGCCCUUCCUGAGGACACGAGAGUUCCUGUGGCAAGAGGGACACACAGCAUUUGCCACAAAGGAGGAAGCAGCUGAGGAGGUGUUGCAGAUCCUGGAUCUGUAUGCCAGGGUGUAUGAAGAGCUGAUGGCCAUCCCUGUGGUGAAGGGGAGGAAGACUGAGAAGGAAAAGUUUGCUGGAGGAGAUUACACAACUACAGUGGAGGCAUUCAUCUCUGCUAGCGGCCGAGCCAUUCAGGGUGCUACAUCCCACCAUCUAGGUCAGAACUUCUCCAAGAUGUUCGAGAUUGUGUUUGAGGACCCCAAGAAGCCAGGGGAAAAGCAGCUGGCUUUCCAGAACUCCUGGGGCAUUACAACCAGGACCAUCGGCGUCCUCACUAUGGUUCACGGAGACAACAUGGGACUUGUACUUCCACCCAGGGUGGCCUGCCUACAGGUUGUCAUUAUUCCAUGUGGGAUCACUGCAUCCCUGUCAGAGCAGGAUAAGGAGGCCCUCUUGGCUCAGUGCUCCAAAUACCUGAGCAGGUUGCUAGAUGCUGGCGUCAGGGUGAAAACCGACCUUCGAGACAAUUACUCGCCAGGAUGGAAGUUCAACCACUGGGAGCUAAAGGGAGUCCCUGUUCGUCUGGAAGUGGGCCCCAAAGACAUGCAGCAGAAGCAGUGUGUCGCAGUGAGGAGAGACACCGGCGCAAAGAUGACAAUUCCAGAGGCCGAGGUGGAGAAACGGCUGCUUGGCACGUUGGAGGAUAUCCAGAACAACCUGUUUAAGAAAGCUUCAGAUGACCUGAAGACUCACAUGGUGGCUGUAGACACAAUGGAAGAGUUCCAGAAAGAGUUGGACCAGGGCCAGAUUGUUCAGAUUCCUUUCUGUGGAGGAAUCGAAUGUGAGGACUGGAUCAAGAAGACCACUGCCAAGGACCAGGACCUGGAGCCUGGAGCUCCAUCCAUGGGAGCUAAAAGCCUGUGCAUCCCUUUCUCUCCUAUUAAAACCCUUCAGCCAGGUCAGAUGUGCGUCAGCGGCAAGGAGCCGGCGCAGUAUUACACUUUGUUCGGACGGAGCUACUAAGCACCCACUAAAAAUGACCAUCCCAGUAGAAAAAGGGCUGCCCCACGUUCUCUAACCUGUUUAACUUAACGGAGGGGGCUGACUCCUGUGGUUCAAAUUUAAAAUAUGUAUGUUUGUUUUCAUGAUUUUCUACAUGUUGUGAAGCAAAUUAAGGGAAGUUAGGGAUCUGGAAAUAGUUUACUGUUAGAAUUUGCUUAUUAUCCUUUAUCAGGCCUUUUUAUAGCAGAGGCAUCCCAAAAGGCAAUCCUGGUUCUUGCCCAGAAUUUCCAAAAGGCAGACUUGUUGCUAAACCUAAUGUAUUUUCUAGAAUUCAAAUGUAAUCAGUGUCAUGGUUUUGGUCAUAACUUCUGUAUCUAAUGGGUUUGAGGGUUUAGAAAUCUGGAAAACACAAAACAUAAGAAGUAGCAAUGAAAGGAAUUUAACAAUCUGCUAUCUGAGGAAAAACCUGGCAACACUUCGGCCUCACUUGUAGAGGAACUGUCUCAGGAACUUGGUGAGUACUAAGACUUGCAGUGGGAGAGUAAUUCUCACAGGUAUAUCAGCUAUGCUGUUUGUCCGGUUCCGUCAUGUUGGCUCAUUGUGAUCUUCUGAAGCCUACAAACUGUCACCGGAGGAAUCACUAUAUGUUGACAGGUCAAUGAUGUAGCUGCAUACCACUUUUGUCCAGCAAAAUAUCUUUGCAGUCUGUGUAUAAUAAAGUAAUUUCCACUGCAAA